UCUGUAAUCGCCCCUUUUUACGGUAUUUUAAAAUUAAGAAAUUAUGCAAAGCUAUAGGAGUUCAUAGAUAUUAAACUUUAUUUAUUUGAAAAACGCAAAGCUUCUUUUAAUUGAGUCUUUCUUGUCAUGGAUCUUAAUUUUUUCUGUAAGGAAUUACCUAAAAUAGAACUUCAUGCACAUUUAAAUGGAUCUUUGAGCCAAGCAACUAUGCUUCAGCUUCAAAGGUAUUAUGUCGACGCUGGCAUAUCUGAUAAAACAAACACAUUUCUCGACGAAUUUCAAAUAGGCGCUGGAGAUACAAGAAAUUUAUCAGAAUGUUUCCAAGUAUUCAGUAUUGCACAUUCAUUAACAAGCACGUCUGAAGCAUUAGUAAUGGCUACAGAACUGACACUCCAAGAAUUUCAAGAAGAUGGGUGUUGUUAUAUUGAGCUGAGAAGUACUCCACGUGACACACAGUACAUAACAAAGAAGCAAUAUAUUGAUAGUAUUAUAAGGGCUAUGGAAAAACCAUCAAUAAACCUCUCUAUCAUAUCUAAAUUGAUUAUAUCAAUAAAUAGGGCAUCCCAGCUACAAGAAGUGGAGGAAAUAGCUGAUAUUGCAAUAGAAAGGCAUAAAAUACACCCUGACACAGUUGUGGGAAUAGAAUUAAGUGGUAACCCAGCAGUGGGAAAUUUUGGAGAUUUUAUACCAGCUUUGAAUAGAGCAAGACAAUCUGGACUCAAAGUAACACUGCAUUGUGGAGAAGUAUGCAAUCCUGAGGAAGUACUGGAAAUGUUAAAUUUUAAACCUGAAAGAAUUGGACAUGGAGUUUGCAUUCACCCUAAAUAUGGGGGGACAGAAGAAACAUGGAUAGCACUUUGCCAAUCAAAGAUACCUGUGGAAGUAUGUCUGACAAGCAACGUGAAUACAAAAAUAACGCCUGAUUACGAGUCUCAUCAUUUCAAAGAACUUAUUGAAGCUGGAUUGCCUGUUGUACUUUGUACUGAUGACAAAGGAGUAUUUGCGACAUCUCUGUCUCAAGAAUACAGGCUAUGUGCUGAAUCAUUUGGACUUACACGGAUUCAAGUAGCAAAAUUAUCUUUAGACGCAGCACAAUACAUAUUUUCAGAAGCGAAUAUUAGAGAGUUAAUCAUUGGAAAGAUUUUAAAAUUUAUGAACGAUUAUGCCUCAUAAUUCUCAAUAAAUGUUUUCAGUAAUUGAAUAAACAGAUUGUC
This is a messenger RNA of Bombyx mandarina (wild silkworm), 1214 nucleotides long. It is a transcript of the gene Ada, whose product is annotated as adenosine deaminase-like protein. NCBI's taxonomy places the organism in Eukaryota, Metazoa, Arthropoda, Insecta, Lepidoptera, Bombycidae. The record is from RefSeq and is a predicted model, not a curated record. Gene Ontology annotation, biological process: inosine biosynthetic process; adenosine catabolic process. Gene Ontology annotation, molecular function: adenosine deaminase activity.